Molecule: messenger RNA, 3870 nt
Organism: Penicillium soppii
Lineage: Eukaryota; Fungi; Ascomycota; Eurotiomycetes; Eurotiales; Aspergillaceae
Product: LipA and NB-ARC domain protein
Exons: 13
Coding region: 1-3870 (1289 amino acids)
Biological process (GO): sulfite transmembrane transport; transmembrane transport
Cellular component (GO): plasma membrane
Molecular function (GO): protein binding; sulfite transmembrane transporter activity
Source: RefSeq, a predicted model, not a curated record
AUGUCGCCCAACGCAACCGAAAAUGUUCCAACUGACACUGCCAAGACAGAGGCAUCUCCUACAUCUUCAUAUCGAAGCACUAUGCCCAGCGAUAAUUUCAACUGGCAAAUCUCAUUAGCCGAGAAGGUGGUUGCCAUUACUGGUGCCAAUCGUGGCAUCGGACUAGGUAUCGCUGAAGUAUGCUUGGCUAAUUCCGCGAAGAGGGUUUACUCUCUGGAUUUGAUGGAACCAGGGGAGGAAUUCGCAAGCCUGCAAGCUCGAUACGCGAAUUUCCAAUUCAUCCAAACGGACGUCACCUUGGAGGAGAGUGUGGAAAAAGCAAUCAACCAGGUCGUGGAAGAAACAGGCCGGAUUGAUGGCUUAGUAGCCAACGCUGGUAUGACCAAGCAUCAACCUGCUUUGAAAUUUGAGCGACCAGAGUUAGAGAAGCUAUUCAACCUCAAUGUAUUCGGUGCCUACUUCUGUGCGCAAAUUGCUGCUCGAAAGUUUAUCAAACUUGGAAUUAAAGGAUCUAUUGUAAUGACUUCAAGCAUGACCUCUUAUCGACCGAAUCGAGCUGCACCUUCCGCACCGUAUGGAGCUACCAAAGCUGCUGUCCGAAAUAUGUGUCAUACCCUCGCCAUGGAAUGGAGCGAACAUGGUAUUCGGGUCAACAGCAUUUCACCUGGCUUUGUACGAACCGCCAUGACAUAUUAUGUGGAAAAGGCAGCGGAUUGGGAUCUCAAGAUGCAAUAUUAUGGUGGAAUGCCGCGGCUAGCUGAUCCACGCGAGUUGGGCGGCGCAUAUGUGUACCUCUUGAGUGACGCGAGCUCCUAUACCAGUGGUAUUGACAUUCCGAUCGCGGGAAUCGUCGGUGCGUGUCUCGCCAUGAUCACCUCCAUUCUUCGUUACACCUUAUAUCCCGAAAUUUGGAGUGUGAUGAUCCAAGACCCCACUAAUUCGCUUUUUUUGGCGACGAUUCCGAUGGGUUUUGCUACAAUCAUCGAGAUGUGGGUGUUCGCCUGCGUGCCACUCUGGGGAGAAUGGACUAAAACAGUCGCGUGGGCUUUAUGGAUGGUCGAUGUGGUUGCAGCAGCUUCUGUGACCCUGUCUCUGUCCUUCAUCCUCAUCUCUCAACGCUACAUAUCUUCAUUAGAUCGAAUCACUGCGAUCCAACUGCUGCCGAUGGCAGCGACUAUCGUCGCUGCGGGAGCUGGCGCCGAAGUUGCCAAUAUUCUUCCAAAUAAACACCACGCAUUGGGAACACUCCUUGUCUCUUUUAUUCUCUGGGGUAUGGGCACUCCGCUGGCAAUUUUGGUCUUGGUAAUAUACUAUCAGAGGCUGGCAGUACAUAAGCUUCCACCAAGAGAAAUGAUCGUGAGCUGUUUUCUACCCCUGGGGCCUCUUGGCUUUGGUGGUUUCGGCAUUCUUUACAUUGGCAAAGUGGCCCGGGCUUUGCUGCAGGAUACUGAGAUUUUGGAUCCUCUUGCAGGUAGAAUAGCCUAUGUCUUGGGAGUUUUCAUAUCCCUCCUCAUGUGGAGUUUUGGUUUAAUCUGGCUUGUCUUUGCCUUCGCCACCGUUCUACACAGUUCUCCAUUUCCGUUCAAUAUGGGAUGGUGGGGCUUCACAUUCCCACUUGGUGUGUAUGCAGCAAACACAAUGGAAUUGGGAAUUGAGAUGGACCUUAUGUUCUUCAAAGUAUUUGGGACGGCUGCGGAGGAGUAUGAGUUCCCCUUCUUGCAGGAGGUCUUUUCGCCUGUCAGUUCACACAAGAUCGAUUUUGUCUUCGUGCACGGUCUGAAUCCUAGCGGUCGAAAUGAUCACCCAUUCAAAACAUGGACUCAUAGCAAUGGGAACUUCUGGCCAAAAGAUUUCUUGGCCCAGGAUAUGCCAUUUGCUCGGGUCUUUAUAUACGGAUACAACUCAAACAUCACCAAUCCACAGACUAUGUCAACAGCUAGCAUCAAGGAUCACGCCAAUACACUUUUGAAUCUGCUGGAUAUGGAGCGCAGCCCUCAGAUGGGUACGAUGCCCCCGAAAUUGAUAUUCAUUGGACACAGCUUAGGAGGACUGGUGAUCAAACAGGCGCUUCUCAACGCCAAGGAAGAUCCAAAGUAUUCUUCAAUUCGCUCAUCAACGUCCGGUCUUGUCUUCUUCGGGACACCUCAUCGCGGUGCCAAAGCCGUCGAGUUGGGAAAGAUUGCAGCGGGUAUCGCCCGUUUUGUAUCCAAGGGUCAUGCCAGUAAUGAUCUUCUCAAUUGCUUGGAACAUAACUCGCUUUUUACCCGUCAAAUGACAGAUCGAUUCCGCCAUCAACUUGAGGACUAUCGCGUCGUCAGCUUUAUCGAAGGGAAGGAAGUGCAGUUGGGAGGUCAUGGUCCAGCCUCCCUUAGCCAUCUUGUAGUUGAUGAAGAAUCCGCGGUGCUCGGACUGUCUGGUCUGCGCGAAACACAACUAAAGCUUGAUGCAGAUCACUCGCAGAUGUGUAAAGUUGGCGCUCGAGGCCCCAUGUACCGCUUGAUCCAGGGCAACAUCAAACAGUUGGUCGACCAAGCCCUUUUGUCAGAGCAAGGGUUUAUUCCACAACCUAUGGCCCAAGGCACGGGGCCCACCUCCCCACCUCCACUGCCACCUCGCAUCCAUUCCAAUAGCAGCACUCCGUAUCAGACACGUCCACUCCAAUCACCGGAAACAAUUACUGGAGUGGUUUACACUCCUUUAGACAAUGACCCACGAUCCAUUCGGUCCGCGGAAUUCAAGAACUGGGCUCGAUGGGACGAAGCUCGAACUGUUGAAUAUGAGAUUUUCCAAGAGCAUCUAAGGACCCUCGGUCCAGAUCAUUACAGUACGCUUUCGGUGGCAUACAAUCUAGCUGAGGUAGAGCUAGAGAGUGGAUUUAUGGAGAAAUCCAACGAGUGGUGCCAAUGGGUAUUUGAAAACUCCAAGCGCGUAUUUGGAAUCAAGCAUCCCUUGUCAAUGAGAAUCGAAAGUCUGAUCGCAGAAGUCCUGUGGCAAGAAGGGAAGCUCCAAGAAGCCGAGUCAGUCUGCGCCAAUGUCUUAGCGCGUCAACAAAUGACCAUUGGUGAAGAUCAUAUAGACACGUGUGAUACCCGGUGCCGGCUAGGCAUGACAUACAGCGCACUGGGUCGUCGAGAAGACGCCAUCGUGAAUUCAGAAAAGCUCACGAACACCCUGAAACGUCUUCUCGGCGACACCCACAUUCGCGUAUUCAGCUCUGUCCUGGAUACCCUGCAGCAUAUCAUCAGCAAUCAAGGUGGGGACGCAAAUGCAAUGAUUGUCAUGCGUUUCCAACCCAACGUGCAAAAGGCCGUUGAACUGCUGCAGCAGGCUCAUGAGGAGACGCAAACCACCCUCGGACAGUCACACCCAUUUACAAUUCGUGCUCUCACGCUAUACGGCCAGGCCCAGAGCCUCAUGCAGCAAAAAGUGGAAGCUUCGGAGACACUUCGGCGGGCCCUGGCGAGUUCAGAGGAAUCGCUAGGACCCGACCAUCCAAUCACAAUUGGUAUUGUAGGGCAUAUCGGCGUGAUGUAUGCCACGCAAAGCCCUUAUGCAAAUGGCGGUCACCGUGCAGCAGAAUCAUUCCCUUGGUUGCUUCGAUAUUUGGAUUGGAUGGAACGGCGCAGAGGCAAGGGAAACGACGAGACGCAAGCCACCUUGGAGUUACUGGGGAAUUUAAACUUCAAUGCGCAAGACUAUGAGGCCGCUCAGAAGUACUAUGAGCGUAUGGUUGCAGCAGCGCGUGGGGGUGACCAAACAAGGGCGAAUCGGAUCGAUGCUCAACUGCAACUGUGCAGGGCCAAUACUAUGUACACCCGUCGGGGUGUGGGGUCGGGGCUAGGAGGGCUUCUGUCCAACUUUCGUUAUUGA